Symsagittifera roscoffensis is the source of this 2158-nucleotide messenger RNA. RefSeq names its product casein kinase II subunit alpha-like. Lineage: Eukaryota; Metazoa; Xenacoelomorpha; Acoela; Convolutidae. The record is from RefSeq and is a predicted model, not a curated record. The transcript is spliced from 6 exons. Gene Ontology annotation, cellular component: nucleus; cytosol; protein kinase CK2 complex. Gene Ontology annotation, biological process: regulation of cell cycle; peptidyl-serine phosphorylation; peptidyl-threonine phosphorylation. Bases 1 to 1359 code for a protein of 452 amino acids. Gene Ontology annotation, molecular function: ATP binding; protein serine/threonine kinase activity.
AUGGUGUUUAUAGACGCAGUUCUAACAGCUUUGGCAGUUAUGAAACUAUCUGUCAGCAAACAUGUUAAACUUAUACUGCAAGUUCUGACCGAAAGUUGUGACGGGACUUCAUUGCAUGAAAGUACCGUGUACAAGUACAGCUACCUGGAAGGCGGGGCUGGAAAGGGGGCGGGGGUUGCCGGGGGAGCAGGUGGCCCGUCGGUUCCCCGCGGAGGUCAGCAGGGAGCGAAUGCGAAUCUGAAUUUGGGAAGGGCUCGUGUGUACGCGGAUGUGUGCACGCAUAAGCCUAGAGAUUACUGGGACUACGAGAAUCACAUAAUAGAGUGGAGCAACCAGGAUGACUACCAACUGGUGCGCAAACUGGGCAGAGGAAAAUACAGUGAGGUUUUUCAAGCGAUCAAUGUGAACUCAGAAAGUGGGUCUGAAAAUGAAACUUGUGUGGUGAAGAUCCUGAAACCCGUGAGCAAGAAAAAGAUCAAGCGAGAGAUCAAGAUCCUGCAGAACUUGCACGGGGGACCCAACAUCAUCAAAUUGCUAGCAGUGGUAAAGGAUCCCAUUUCGCGCACGCCCGCCAUCAUCACAGAGUUUAUCAACAACAUAGACUUCAAAUCCCUAUAUCAGACACUGCAGGACUAUGACAUUAGAUAUUACUUGUUCGAACUGCUGAAGGCGCUCGACUUCUGUCACUCAAUGGGCAUAAUGCACAGAGAUGUGAAGCCGCACAACGUCAUGAUAGACAAGGAGACGAGGCAACUGCGCCUAAUUGACUGGGGUCUGGCCGAAUUCUACCACCCCGGUCAGGAGUACAACGUUCGGGUAGCCAGCAGAUACUUCAAGGGUCCUGAACUGCUUGUAGACUAUCAGUUGUAUGACUACAGUCUAGAUAUGUGGUCAUUGGGCUGUAUGGUGGCUAGCAUGAUCUUCAGGAAGGAACCAUUCUUCCAGGGCCACGACAACUACGACCAGCUGGUGAAGAUAGUGAGAGUUCUGGGAACAGAAGAGUUCUACGACUACAUCGAUAAAUAUUCCAUCGACCUCGACGUCAGGUUCAACGAUAUCCUCGGCCGACACUCGAAGAAGCGUUGGGACAGGUUCCGACAUAGCGAGAACCAACACUUGGUUUCCGAGGAGGCCAUCGACUUCCUGGACAAGCUUCUGAGAUACGAUCAACUGGAGCGAUUGACGGCACGAGAAGCUAUGGACCAUUCUUUCUUCCAGCCUGUGUUGGAACGCAACUGUGCUCCGCCCCCUCUCCCAGCAGGCUUGAAUGGAAACGGCUCAGGGAACCCUUCAACAUCCUCAAUCGUUCCUGGAAACGGCAACGGCGGAUUACCUGGCAAUGGGUCAACGUUUGCAUAGAGAACUAAUGGAACUGUAAAGAAUCCACCCCCUUCCCUCACCUUUAACCUAAUCCAAAAGUGCCCCAUUUGAAGUUUCCCGUGCUAUUUGUAGCCCUAAUCUGCCAAGACAUAAUCUAGUCACUUUGAGUACGACGUGCAUUGACGCAAACAGUUACGAUUUUCUCAAUUUUUCAUUCAUAAUUCAUCUCUGUGAGGAUGCUUGUAACAUUGCCCAGAUUACGAUAGCUAUACUAGUUCUCUUGAUCUUUCAUUAGCAUCCCAAUUUCCGGUUAGAUUUCCAAGUCGAAGCUAAAAUCAAUUGAAGUUGUAGAUUGUGUUUUAACGUGCUUAGUCCUUUAAAGAAAGCAGUGGCCGCGCAUUUCGUCAGUGAAAAAUAACGACCCCUAAAAUAUCCCAGAUUGCGUAGAGCAGUGAAGUAGUUUUCAAGCCCCAUCUAGAGAACCCACCAAUUUAGAGAACUCACUCGUUACAACUCAAACCCCCAGUCAAAAGUAUACUGUAAAUUAUUAAGAGAGGUGAGACACUUUGUGAGCGUAUGAUCUAAUGGUUAAGUAUCCAUUCUCUAGCUAGCAGUUAAAUUGAUAGGUAUUUCUGUUGUAGCUAAAAUAACAAACAAAAAACAGGUCUUCUAAUUCUUAAUUUUAUUUUACUAACCCUAUUGCGAGACGAAUCCAAAAGUGUAGUACGAGAAUGAAGAGCUGUUCAAUGAAUGCCAGAUGCCUGGCUAUAAAUACGCUUUGAUUUUUACUUCCGAUUAAUGGAUACAGUAUCAAUACGUUAAAUACAAUUUCGUGAAA